GAUGCACCGCAUUGCCUCCCUGCUGCUGCUGCUACUGGCCGCACUGAGUUGCAGCGCUUCCUUUCUGCUUCCGGAGGCGAUGAUUUGCUGCAGAUGACAUCAGACGCGGUGGAUGCUGGAAAAGAGACAGGCAGCUAAUGUGAUUCUCCUCCCAGGGUCCCAGCCCAGGCUCGCCGUAUAAAAGGCUGCCCACCUCCCCUCCCCGGCUCACUCCCUGCUGCCUGCUCUUACCCGCCGGGUGUAGCCGAGUGAGGGAGACCAGGAGGAAUAUCAGUGAGAGGAAGCCUGCAGGGUGGGGGGAUAGGAUGGCAACCCUUGUGGAACCAGGACCGGCCAUGGACCCAGCACACACCGUCCCGAUCCCAGCAGCCUCCCCCAGCCUCUCGCACAGGUUCCUGGACAGUAAGUUCUACCUGCUGGUGGUUAUUGGGGAGACAGUGACCGAGGAGCAUGUGAGAUGCGCCCUGAGCAACAUCGAGAGAGGAAUCCGAUCAUGGGACACAGAUCUAAUUCAGUGCAACUUGGAUCAAGAGCUUAAGCUUUUUGUGUCGCGCCACUCAGCCAGAUUUUCUCCUGAAGUUAGAGGACAAAAAAUCCUUCACCACAGGAGUGAUGUAUUAGAAACAGUCGUUUUAAUCAACCCAUCAGAUGAAGCCGUCAGUACUGAGGUACGACUGAUGAUCACAGAUGCUGCUCGACACAAGCUUCUGGUGUUGACUGGACAGUGCUUUGAAAAUACUGGCGAACUUAUUCUCCAAUCAGGAUCCUUUUCUUUUCAGAACUUUAUUGAGAUAUUUACAGAUCAGGAGAUUGGUGAACUGCUCAGUACAACACACCCUGGGAACAAAGCAAGUUUGACACUUUUUUGCCCUGAAGAAGGAUAUUGGAAGAAUUCUAAUCUAGAAAGGCACAACCUUCAAGAUUUCAUCAACAUUAAACUUAAUUCAGCUUCAAUUUUGCCUGAAAUGGAAGGAUUAUCAGAAUUUACAGAAUAUCUGUCUGAAUCUGUAGAGAUGCCUUCACCUUUUGAUAUUUUAGAACCCCCAACCUCUGGAGGCUUCCUAAAGCUCUCAAAACCUUGUUGCUAUAUUUUUCCAGGGGGUAGGGGUGAUUCUGCCUUAUUUGCUGUAAAUGGCUUCAAUAUGCUUGUUAAUGGUGGAUCUGACAGAAAGUCUUGUUUCUGGAAACUUAUCCGACAUCUAGACAGAGUAGAUUCGAUUUUACUUACUCACAUUGGUGAUGACAACCUGCCUGGUAUCAAUAGUAUGCUGCAAAGGAAAAUGGCAGAGCUGGAAGAAGAACAGUCUCAAGGUUCAACUACUAACAGUGACUGGUUAAAAAACCUUAUAUCUCCAGAUCUCGGAGUAGUGUUUUUAAAUGUACCAGACAAUCUAAAAAAUCCAGAACCAAACUUUAAAGUAAGAAGAAGUUUGGAAGAAGCUUGUUUUACACUUCAGUAUUUGAAUAAACUGUCAAUGAAACCUGAACCUCUUUUCAGAAGUGUAGGAAACACAAUUGAUCCUAUCAUUUUAUUCCAAAAAAUGGGUGUCGGGAAACUUGAGAUGUAUGUGUUAAACCCAGUAAAAGGUAGCACAGAAAUGCAAUAUUUUAUGCAGCAGUGGUCGGGGAACAAUAAAGAGAAAACUGGUUUAAUUUUACCUAAUGGACAAGAAGUUGAACUACCUGUUAAUUAUUUCACCUCAAUUUCAUCUCUAAUUGUAUGGCACCCAGCAAAUCCAUCAGAAAAAAUUGUGAGGGUUCUGUUUCCAGGGAACACAACUCAAUACCAAAUACUUGAAGGUCUAGAAAAACUCAAGCAUCUAGAUUUUCUCAAGCAGCCUGUUAUAACUCAGAAAGAUUUGAGUGAUAAUGUCUCAAGCCCUGCAGUAAAGCAAGCAAAGAUUAAGCAGAGAGCAGAAAGCAAAGAGAGCUUAAAAAUGUCCACAAAAACUCCUUCCAGUAAGCCAGUUAGAAAGGGAUCUAAAGAAGAGCCAGUGGAAGCUGUUAAAAGUAGCCAUACUGAACAGAGCCAAAAAGCAGAGAGUAAAGAUAAAGUCCCAGUCAAGAAAAGUGAGACUAAAUUCUUACCAGAAGCAAACAAAGAGCCCACAAUUAAACAAGAACAAGUAGAAAAACAAAAAGCUGACGUAAAACCUAAAAUUGUUAAAGAAAAAGCAGUAAAAAAAGAAGUAAAGUCUAAAUCUGAAGAUGUUAAAGAAGAUAAAGGCAAGAAAGACCCAGUUAAAAAGGAAGACAGACCUGUUGUCAAGAAAGAAGACAAAGCUAAAAAAGAAGUAAAAAAAGAAUCAAAGAAAGAGGAGAAAAAGGAGUUGAAGAAAGAAGUAAAGAAAGAGACACCUCAAAAAGAAGUAAAGAAGGAAUCAAAAAAAGAAGAGAAAGAAAAAAAGGAAGAAAAGGAGUCCAAAAAAGAAGGUAAGAAGCCUUUAAAAGAGACAAAGAAAGUACCAGCACCUUCUACUGACAGUAAGAAGACUUCUGUGAAGAAAGUACAAAAGAAGGAUGAUGUGAUAAAGAAAGAUAGUGCAACUCCAAGCAAAACAAAGGACAAGGCAAAAGUAAUAAAGAAAGAAACUAAGGUCACUGAGAAAAAGCCAGUGUCUGGAGCAGUUGCUGCUGCAGCAACUGUAUCUGCUGCAGCCGCGGCUGCUGCAGCAGCUGCCAUUCCUGCCUCAGUGGAAACCACUCGGAAAGCAGCAGACCUUUUGGCAGAAAGAUCAUUGAUGUCUUCACCAGAGGAUUUAACAAAAGACUUUGAAGAACUGCGAGAUGAAGAGAUUGUAUUGAAUACAGUUGAGUUGAAAUCUCAGUUACAGGAACCUAGUGAUGAAGCUGAUAUAGUACAUAUUGAGUCUUAUGCCAUAAAGAAAGACCACACUAGCAGUGAAGAACCUGCUGAUUCUCCAGAUGAAGGUAUUACUACUACAGAAGGGGAGUGUGAACAGACCCCAGAAGAACUAGAGGUGGUAGAAAAACAUAGAACAGAUGAAAAUGAGAAGUUUGAGGAUGAAGGAACUGGUCUUGAGGAGUCAUCUGAGGCAGGGGACUAUGAAGAAAAAGCAGAAACAGAAGAAGUUGAGGAACAAGUGGAAAAGACAUCACUAGAAGACCAACCAGCCACAGCUGAAGAAGAUGGAACUGAAGAAGACCUUGACACCGAUGCCUAUGAAAGCAGAAAAGAGAAACAUGACAGUCAUGAAGACAUUGCUGAUAUUGAAGCUGCAGAUGAACAAGCUGAAGAGGAUAUUGAUGAAAGUUUGGAAAAAGGAGAAGCUGAUGAGACAGAAGAGGAAGUGGAUGAGGAUAAAACAGAUGAUGCCAAGGAUGAUGAACAAGAAACAGAGAAGUAUGAAGCAGAGCGGGAUUACACUACAGCUGUUAAAGAGAAAUCUGAGUUCAUAAGUGACAGUGAUGAUAAAUAUGUAUUGUCUGCUAUACCAUGCAAGACAUCUGAACCUCCAUCACCAGCUGUAGAGCCAGGUGCUUUUAUUCAUGAUGAAACUUUGCCAGGUGGUUCUGAAAGUGAGGCAACUGUUUCUGAUGAAGAAAAUAGAGAAGAUCAACCAGAAGAAUUUACUGCUACUUCAGGAUUUACUCAUUCUACCAUUGAAAUAUCCAGUGAACCCACUCCAAUGGAUGAUAUGUCUACUCCUAGAGAUGUGAUGAGCGAUGAAACCAAUAAUGAGGAAAGUGAAUCUCCUUCUCAAGAAUAUGUGAACAUUACUAAGUAUGAAGCUAACCUCUGCUCCCAGGAAUAUGACAGAACUAGAGUUUCACCACUGCCUGAUGCUUUAAAUGGUUUAUCUGAUGUCUCAAAAACAGAUGCAACAGAAGGUCUAGAAUACAAUGCUUCAGCAUCUACUCUUUCACCUCCAUCAUCAUUAGAGGAAGACAAAUUCUGCAAAUCAUCCCUGCGUGAAGCAUAUACUUAUGGAAGCAGUGGAACAAUAGGAUCUACAAAACUGGAAAUAAAUGAGGAUUUUGAACUGGAUGAACCGCAUAGCCCCAGUAAAAGUCCAGUUCCACCUUCACCAAUAUCUAAAACCCCAUUAAGUGAACGUAGCGUUAACUUUGACUUGACACCUAAUGAAAUAAAGGCAUCUGAACUUGGUGUUCUCCCACCAUUGCCUGAUGAAGCUCAUGAGGUAAAUGAGCAAUGUGCCAGCCCUGAAGAAAAAACUCUGGAAGUUACAUCUCCAUCACAAUCUGCGGCAGGAAGCGCAGGCCAUACACCAUAUCAUCAGUCCCCAACCGAUGAGAAGUCUACAAAUCUUUCCCAAGAAACAGUACAAAGGACAGCUCCUGUUCCUGUAGUGUUUGAGAUCUAUGAUUCAAAAGAAAAGAACGAUAGUCCUCGCAUAAGUCCAAUGGAUGAGCCAGUACCAGACUCAGAAUCACCAAUAGAGAAAGUUUUAUCACCAUUACGUAGUCCUCCACUAAUAGGAUCAGAAACCUCUUAUGAAAUGUUAUUGACAACUAAUAUAAAGACUUCUGCUAGACAUGACUUUGAAAAAGUUACUGAUGAUGAUAAUGAAAAAUCACCUACUCGGAUUAGUCCAGUAUCUGAAAUGUUAUCAAGUUGUAUCAGCCCAGAGCAAAACAAAAAGAGUCCUGGGCUCUCACCAAGUAAAGAGUUUUAUUCAGAUGCAGCAACUAAUGAUUUUGAUCAAAAAGGUAUUUCAUCUGGAAUGGUAAAUGGCGGGAAGUAUGCAGGAGAUUUUUCACCCACUCAAAUUAGCACUAAUCCAUUCAUUUCAUUUAAAGAGGACACAAAGAUGUCAAUUUCUGAAGGUACAGCUUCCGACAAAUCUGCUACACCUGUAGAUGAAGUUGUUGCAGAGGACACUUAUUCCCAUAUAGAAGGUGUUGCUUCUGUUUCCACUGCAUCUGUUGCAACUAGUUCAUUCCAAGAACCAACCACAGAUGAUGUAUCUCCUUCUCUGCAUGCUGAAGUAGGGUCACCCCAUUCCACAGAAGUAGACGACUCGCUCUCUGUAUCUGUUGUUCAAACUCCAACUACAUUCCAUGAAACAGAAAUGUCACCAUCUAGAGAUGAGUGCCCCAGACCAAUGUCUAUUUCUCCACCAGAUUUCUCCCCCAAGAUUGGAAAAUCAUCCAUUUUAUUGCAUGAACAGAGGUCACCAGAACAGUCCACAAUGGAGUUUAGUCAAGAAUCACCAGAACAAUCUUUUGCAAUGGAUUUUAGCAAGCAGUCUCCAGAGCAUCCUGCAGUAAGUUCAUGUAUGCUACAUAUUUCUGAAAAUGGACCAACAGAAGUGGAAUAUAGCCCAUCUGAUCCUCAUGAAUCUUACUUUGGCAAAAAUAUCUCCAUUGAUAAUGUAUGCUAUGAUGCCAAUACAGAAGAUUUGCAGAAAGCGGAAAAAUGUAAUGUAGAAGCUUCUCCUUCUACUUCCUCGGCACAUACACCUUCCCAGGUUUCUUCUCCUUUGAAGGAAGAAGAAGGGUCACUAACAGAUGUCAUUCAAAAUACAGAUUUGCCCCUCUACUCCCCACCUAUUCUAGAACAUAUGUACUUCAUGGAAGGAAAGUUAUCCCCUGAAACUGAUGCCUCUCCAUUAACACCAACACCAUCCUCACUAAAGCAAUCACCUGGUAUUUCCAAUACUUCACCAGGAAUGGAACCUAGCAGAGAUCACCAGUCACCAUCACCACCCUUAAAGGUUUUGCCAGAUGAACCAUUUACCUUUCAGAGCAGAUCAUCAAUCUCACCAAAACAGUCCCCCAUUUUGCAUAGUACAAACCCAUUUGUCUGUGCAGCAGACCUAGAUGAAAGGGAAAACUAUCAUAGUGUAUCUGAUUCUUACAACUAUGGUGGUGAUAUUAAUGAUAAAUAUUCUGUUGCAGACAAGCAUUCUUUUGCAGAAGGCCGUCAAGAUGUUGACCUCUGCCUUGUUUCUGCUUGUGAAUAUAAGCACCCCAAAACAGAACUGUCCCCUUCUUUUAUCAAUCCAAAUCCCAUAGAGUGGUUUGCAAGUGAAGAUCAUUCUCAAGAACAAGAAAAGCCAUUAGCUCAACUUGGAGGUGGACAGCCACCAUCAGGUGGAAAACAGAAAUCACGCCAAUGUGAUGAAACUCCUCCAACCUCAGUGAGUGAAUCUGCCCCAUCUCAAACAGAUUCUGAUGUCCCACCAGAGACUGAAGAAUGCCCUUCUAUAACAGCAGAUGCAAAUAUAGACUCAGAAGAUGAAUCAGAGACCAUUCCCACUGACAAAACAGUAACAUAUAAACACAUGGAUCCUCUUCCUAUGCCAGUGCAGGAUCCAAGCCCAUCUUCACGUCACCCUGAUGUAUGCAUGAUGGACCCAGAAGCUUUGCCAGUCGAACAGAAUUUAGGUAAGCCAUUGAAGAAGGACAUAAAAGAGAAGGCAAAAACCAAAAAAGUUGGAACCAAGACCAAAUCAUCAUCCCCUGCCAGAAAAAGUGAAAUUAAAUCAAAGCUGUCAGCUGCAUCACCAAAACCAGGACCAAUCAAGGAAACAUUGGAAAAGGGUUCAAAGACUGUUUCUCCAAAAAAGAAAGAUUCUGUUGAGAAGGGACCAAAGGGAAGCUUGAAUCAAGAAAUAAAAUCCAUAAAGACUGAAGAGAAAGAUAAACAGACAAAGAAUGCCACAAAUACAUCUGCAACAAAAUCUGCCAAAACUGCUAACACAGGAAGUGGCACCAGUAAAACAUCUAAGUCAGCAGCUGUGCCCCCGGGACCACCUGUAUAUCUGGAUUUAGUGUAUGUACCAAAUCACAGCAACAACAAAAAUGUAGAUGUGGAGUUUUUCAAAAGAGUUCGAUCUUCCUAUUAUGUGGUGAGCGGCAACGAUCCCGCGGCUGGAGAACCAAGCAGGGCAGUCCUGGAUUCUCUACUCGAAGGCAAAGCCCAGUGGGGAAACAAUAUGCAGGUCACAUUAAUCCCUACUCAUGAUUCUGAAGUAAUGAGGGAAUGGUAUCAGGAGACCCAUGAAAAACAGCAAGACCUCAACAUUAUGGUUUUGGCAAGCAGCAGCACGGUUGUUAUGCAAGAUGAAUCUUUCCCCGCAUGCAAGAUUGAACUGUGAAUAGGCCACCAGACUCUUCAUCGCAUUAUACAACUGAUUUCCACAAACUUCACCUAGAGAUUACAAAUGUCUUAUUAAUCUGCAGAACUAUAUUUAUGCCCAGCGCUAUCCAUGCUGACACGGAUGACUGUAAUAUCUCCACUCAUCUCUAUGGCAAAUUGCAAUGCUUCCUACACAGGGUUCAAAUCACUGCAAGGUCACUUAUCCAGGUAUAAAAUACAGGUCUGUAAAAAUGCUCUUGCACAUUAUAUUUUCUUUAAAGCCCAGAAUAAGAGCUUCCUUCAGGACAGAAAGUAAAUGAGAAAGAAGAGAAGGCUUAAGCACAGGACUUGGUGUCAGCACUAAUACAAGUAAAUGUUAUUUCUCUUUUGAUGAUGAUGCCCCUAUGAAUUGUUUAUGCUGCAGUUUGAUGGGUGACAUCAUGGCAGCGUUUUGGUUUCUCAUGCAUGACAGCCUUUGUUCAAAAAGCCUUUUUGUCACCAAAUCUAUGUAAAGAUCUAACAUCACUGUUCCAGGCUGGGUGUGCAUCAUGCAGUCUACAGAACACACCAAACCUGGUUUGAUAAGGAACCCCACUUCUAUCUGGAUCAGAAACUGCAAUACUAGCGUUAGGCAUGCAGUUGUAAACAACCAAUCCCUGAAGACAAAAAUACAAAUCCUGAUGCAUACGGACUUGUCACUUUACUCAUUCAACCAGUUCCAAAAUAACCCCUUUCUUUCCGCACUGUCGAUUUUGCAGUGCAUACACAGGAGCGAAAUACCAAAGCAUUCAGAAGUACAUGCGUUGAACAAUUUGCCUUAGAAAGUGACUUGAAUGUAUAAAGAUAACUCGAUGCACUUAUUUUUAAAUGUUUUGACGGCAAGUGUACAAGACAACUGCAGUGUGGGAGAUUUUAGCUGGGAAAGUGUGUGCGUGCAAGGAAGGGUUUAUCUAAUGGGGAACACCAUGAUGGGAGGUUGUGCCAAGGCUUCGGGAACUUUAAUGAGCGGCAAUGAUUUUUAUUGGUCGUGCUUUACUCUUCCUCUUACGCGUGAUUCAUUGGUUUUACAAAAUGUAGGAACAAAUGUACAGUUCUUUUUAAAAUCGAUGUAGGUAGUUUUAUGUAAGUUUUCAGGUUUCAAGCAAAUACUAUUUUUUACAUUUUUUUUUUGUUUUAGCCACUCUGUGAUGUGUUGAUGAAUGUCUCUUGCUGAACACGAUAUUGGCUAUAAAGGAAUAUGAAAGCAAGUUUUUAAGAGCUUGUAGUGAAGUAAAUACUAACAAUUAGAACACUGGCCAGAAUGAUUUCAUGUUAAAUGAAUUAAGUGAAUCUAUGGUUGUACUUUUUAUGGAAACCAACCAGGCCCAUAACACAGGGACAGAGCAGAAGAGCUUUCUGGUGGUGAUCCAGAUAUAGACUGGGCCCUUAAACCUCUUGUUAAGCCACUGUAAUGCAAGCACUGCAGGGUACCAGGAGGGACUGCAGGGCAAAACAGAUCAUUGAUAAUCUGGCUGAGGAAUAAAACUUUCUGGGCAUGUGUAACAGUAAAAUUACCAUCAAUUUAAAGAGCAUGGGGUUUAGAACAUGACCUAUAUUUGUGUAUUUUUUUUAAUUGAUGCAUUAUACUUAUUUCUGGAGUUUACACUAUUUGAAAUAUUUUUUUUUUGCACUGAAUGUCAAUGAAUUUUGGUACUAUUUUUUUGGACUUGUUCGGUCCAUUUAAUGCUGUGAAUGAUGACACUUUAAUAAUUUAUGUGAUCCACGUAAAUCAUUUUGUUUAUAAGCAAUGAUAUUUAUUGCUUUGGUAUUUAUAUGAAGUUGCAAGCAUUAUUUUGGGUCAAUUGCCACAUGUCCCCCCAGGGACUCACUAAGGCUGUUUGGUGUACUUUUUAUUAGAUCCGUGUCCCCAUUUUGGGCUGCAGAAGAACGAUUCUGUGCCUUGUUAUGUCCGUGCCAGUCCAAAACUUGGAUAUAUCACAUGCAUAGUGCACUGUGGGCGUGGCUAAAAGUAAACGCAUGCAUAAUGCUCACCGGAUCUCUGCAUGUGCUCUGCCAAGUUUAGCUGAUAUUUUACUUUCAUUCUUAUGUUGUAUUUCAUUUGAACAUUUGUUUUUAUUGUACUUGUAUAUGUGGCAUCUAUUCAUAAACACUAAUCCCUCUACUACUCUUCCAAUAGCAUUGUGGGUAUAUAAUGAUGCUGCCGAUAUAUCCGGAGCGCUUGUUUUAUCCUCCCCUGCCAACUAUGAAUUGUGUUUUGUUUACAAAUUUCUUUUGGUUUAAAUCAUUGCAGGAAACAUUAAAGGGGGGAUAUUCUAUGAUAAAGACUUAAAUAGCCUGUAAAGGGCAUAUUUUCUUGUGUGCACCAUUCCUUCUCUGCAUGUCUGUACUUUUACACAUACAGAAGCUGCCAUAUUGCUUACAUGUCUUAUCCAUUCUCAAUAGACAGGGCUGCUAGCAUUGUUCCUAUUGGGAAUGAGGUUUAAAGGGCAACCUGUAUGGUAGAGUUUACAGAGAGGGGAUAUUUGUUGCUCACACUAAAUUAAACACUUGCAUGUUAAGGAAAACAAUGCAAAAUAAGUCAUUUUUUGUUGCCUUGAGUAAUUAAAUAAAAGAGUUUUGCCAAUUUAUUUUACCAUAAAACAAUAUGAUGAAGGAGGACAAUUUUACUGAAAUUGUUAGCACCAUGGAUUGAACCUGACAAAGGCAACCAUUGCCUCAAGUGUUGGCAAGCUACCAGCCCCAAGAUGUUGGGGUGCUGGAAGUUGAAAGUCAACAUCAACUGGAGGCCUAUGGGGUGUCCACCCCUGUAUUAGGCCCUGACAACAAAAAGUACUCUAUAUAGAAUUACUGGGACAUUACAUUGGGAAAUUAGAAGUGAUAGCCUUAGCUCUGACUGGUACAUCUAGGGCCAUGAAGGCUUAUGGAAUAAAGCAUGCUCCAGUCUGAUAACCCAUAGCAACCAAUCAGGUGUUAGCUUCCAUAACAGCAGGCCAGUAAGUGCUACCUUCUGAUUCAUUGCUAUGGUGUACUAGAACUGAUGGAAACUUUAAGCAAAAUAAUCUUAUAACACAGUGUAUGGCAUUACCAUUUCUUGGGGGGAAUGAGCAUGAUUAGGAUAGUAUUUCACUUGUUAUUUAGUGAUCUACAUGGCAACGCAACUUGAGCAAGAACAGAUCAAUAAUUAUUUUUUUUUUACAAAAUGUGCCAACUCAACAAAUUUGGUACAGGCGUAAAUAUAUAAAACAUUGACUGGGGACCAGUGAUAGAUCAAAUAUUAGAACACUCCUGAUGUUAUGAUUCUUUCACUCCCAUUUAUUUCGGAUUUUCUAAAAAUAUUGACAGUACUGGUAGCGGGUUGGGCAUAGAUUCCAAAUAAAAGCAUAGAACUGUGCCCAUGGGGGAAUAUAGCAGUACUGCAGAACUCCUUUAUGGAUGAUACCUGAAUUGUAACCCUAGCAGGUCUUCUGAGGUCUCUACAUACGGGCGACAUCCCCUCAUCUUCACAAGCUACUGCAAUUAUGAGAGGAGUUGGAGACAAUCAACAGCUGGAGAACCACAGGCUGUCUAUCCGUAUAUAAGAGAUAAUGUACCCCCUAUUGUAAAGUAUAAGGAUACAGAAAAUGGAACUUGAAAAUUCCAUGACCAUAUGAAAGGAUGAAGAAGCAGGUCAUGGAUCUUUAAUAUUCUCAUAUAUUACAAUAGGUGCUACAUUAUUUUAUAUAACAGAUACAUUAAAUGUGACACAAAUAACAUCACUUAGCACUGUUUGUAAAAUUAUAUUUUACAGGUUAUUGAAGGCUCUUGUGUAUUAUACAACAUUAAAGUAAAGCAGAUUCAUACAAUGUAUUCUAAAUACACAUAGUCCUAGAGGUUCAGUACAUUGGGUACAGGUUGAGCCUAGAACACAAAUAUAGGCCUCGCAAUAUUGUCAUUGACAUUCCAGAUUGACUAAUUUGAUUUCCUUCAGCAGAAAAGAUCUAGAAUUAAAAAGCUUUCUGUACUGUAGAUGUGCUGAGCUUAGGAAUAGGAGAAACGAGCAAUGUUGCUGAACUACAGUUCCCAACACCACUAAGCUGCCUAGUGAUGAUGGGACUUGUAUUUAAUCAAUAACUUGAGGGCCAUAAAUUGGAAAUCUGUGCUGAAUAGGUUUAAAUUUAUAAUAAAUAGACAUAUAAAAGAAAUAAUGUUGGCCAAUAAACACGGUCAUAUUCACAUCUUAGCACUUGAAAGGCUGUGUUUUCUUCUAUUCGAAAUACCAUCGGCUGCCUUAGGUACAUGCCAAAUAUUACACACAUCCGGAUCUGUUGAGAAAGCAAAAGGAUCAGCCCUUGGAGGAGAAAAAUGAAUCACGGACUUUCAUCUUUUUUUAAUCUUACCAGCCAAGUAAAAUAAUAGAAAAGAAAAAAACAGAAUAAACUCAUUUCACAGACUCUAUGACACAUUGAUUUCAUGGUCUUUGGUCUCUGCAAUCUGGAUAUGACUUUGGACAGAAGGAAAUGACAAAACAAAGGAAGGGAAAAGGAAUUCCUAAAGCUUCUCUGCACUAAUAUAGCUUCAGGCUCACAGGAAACGCUACAGAGCCACAAGUAACAUUCACUUGAGACUGGGCUGUGUUACUCAAGGAACCAAUAGCAGCUAAGAACUAUUGCUUUAACACUUAUGCAUGCAGCCGUCUGCCUUCCACUCGUGGGAGAGACCCAGUCUGGGGCUGGCGGGGAAGCUUCUCACAUUCCUCUCUCGUUCUGAAUGGUGUUAGUGUCAGUCUGCAGCUGUGUAUGGUAUUAUGUCUUAUAAUCUCGCAUCACCUCUACUCUAUCAAUUCAUAUCUAAUGUAGACCAUUAGUUUCCAGUGAAGUAAAUAUGUAGUGCUUUUAUGAUAUUUGUGUGCAAUACCCCACUUCCACUGAGGAUAUUUGAUGUAAAAGAAACAAACUCAAUUCCACAAUAAAAGAGAAACAAAUGUAGAAAUA
Molecule: messenger RNA, 12036 nt
Organism: Xenopus tropicalis (tropical clawed frog)
Lineage: Eukaryota; Metazoa; Chordata; Amphibia; Anura; Pipidae
Gene: map1b
Product: microtubule associated protein 1B
Exons: 7
Coding region: 306-7085 (2259 amino acids)
Biological process (GO): nervous system development; microtubule cytoskeleton organization
Cellular component (GO): microtubule
Molecular function (GO): microtubule binding
Source: RefSeq, a predicted model, not a curated record